AUGUCUUUAACGCCAGAAUUAAAAGUAUUUCGUCAUAUCUGGGGCAUGGAACUAUUUUCCACAGACUACAAGGAACUUCUACCCGAAUUUCGACGUCUUGGCUAUUCGGGAAUCGAAGCUUCGCUCAAUGACAUCAAACGUUUGUCGAACAAUUUUCAAGAUGAAACUGAUUUCAUUCAGACUCUGGCCGAUAACAAUCUGGAGCUCAUCGGUUUGUGCCGAACAAACUGGCCAGACUUUGAAGAACUGACAGAGUGGCAGGAUUUCUCGGUUGAUCAACAUGUGAAGCACAUGAAACAGCAGCUGGAUGCAAUGAUGAAGUACAAGCCGAUUCAUAUUAAUAUUCAUGCAGGGCAAGACAGUUGGUCAUAUGCAGAACAGGAAGAAUUUUUCAGGCAAACUUUGGCUAUCCAGGCGCAGUAUCCGGUUCCGUCCUCACACGAGACCCACCGAUGUCGAUCACUAUUUCAUCCACAUCUAACUGAACAUUUACUCGCAAAAUUCCCUCAACUCCGUCUAACAGCUGACUAUGCCCACUGGGUCAUUGUCUGUGAACGUUUGCUCACGCAUCCGACCGACUGGGAAAGAAUGAAACGCGUGGCUGAACGCGUUGAUCACGUUCACGCGCGAGUCGGACACACUCAGCAUGCACAAGUCAGCGAUCCUCAGUUAAAGCAAUGGGAACGGGAGGCGAGUGUUAUGCAGC
Didymodactylos carnosus is the source of this 706-nucleotide messenger RNA. NCBI's taxonomy places the organism in Eukaryota, Metazoa, Rotifera, Eurotatoria, Philodinida, Philodinidae. The record is from the annotation of a GenBank genome assembly.